CCAUAAAAAAUCUCGGCCGGCUCGGACGGACUCAGGCAGGCCCUAUGGAGACAGACCCUAAGGUUAAGUGUGGACUGGUUAUGCGGCUGAGAGGGCGCUGCACCUCGAAAAUCUUUUCAGUGUACGGCUAGUGUAUAGUUAUCGAAAGUAAAUUUAAUCGCUAUGAAUCAGCUACCAAUGCACAAUGCACUCAAACCACUUGGCUGGUUAGAAGGAAUUUGGAGAACAGAGAAUGUUGGUCUAGGUAAAUUUCCUACAAUCAAUCCAUUCAAAUAUUAUGAGGAAAUUACAUUCACAUCAAUUGGUCAACCAAUGUUGAACUAUGCUGCUCAAAGUUGGCAUCCUGAAAAGAAGGCACCUAUGCAUAGAGAAGUGGGAUUUCUUAAAAUUAUACCCAACACUAAUACAGUAUCAUUUUUCAUUGCUCAUAAUUUUGGAUUAACUACCAUUGAAGAAGGAGAAAUUAAUGAUUAUGUUGUAAAUUUAUUGAGCACAAGUAUAUCUAGAAAGGCUGAAGGAUCAAAACCUCCAGCUGUUUUACAACUCAAACGUGAAUUUAAACUUGUAGAUGACCUGUUGUAUCAAACUGUUUACAUGGCUACAGAAACUACUCCAGAACUAACAGAACAUUUAAAAGUAGUUUACAAAAAACAGCAGGAAUCUUUGUGUAAAUAGAGAAUGUAAUUCACGUGUAAAUAUAUAUUUGUAUGUUUUUUACAUUAUAAAAAAAUGUGAUUGAUGUAGUUGGUAAUAAAAAAUGAUGAAAUUAUUCAUAUUUAUAAUUGUGAUUGAUUUUGUUAUAAAAAUUACGAAUAUUGUACACAAGUGGUACAAAAAUAACAUAUUGCCCUUAUUAUUCUGUAUUAAUGACUGAAUAAAAUA
Phymastichus coffea is the source of this 882-nucleotide messenger RNA. Its product is annotated as peroxynitrite isomerase THAP4-like. The transcript is spliced from 3 exons. The record is from RefSeq and is a predicted model, not a curated record. Bases 163 to 675 code for a protein of 170 amino acids. NCBI's taxonomy places the organism in Eukaryota, Metazoa, Arthropoda, Insecta, Hymenoptera, Eulophidae.